AUGUCAACCGAGGAACAGAAAGACAUGAAGAGACGUGCCAAGCGCCCAAGGGUUGAUCCGAAUCUCUGUUCAGAUGACUCCCAGAACCCAGAUGCAAUCGCACCUGCAAACAAUCCAGCAGUUGAUACCAGUGUGAUGGCCAGCUGUUCCUCAGGAUCAGAUGUGCAAGAGGCCAGGCAACCUGUUCAGAAGAGGAUACAGGAUUUCAAAGGUGGCAUUACCCAGUCCCUUCUGGCAAAGAGGAAGCAGUUUGCAAAGGAUAUAAAUGACUCUUUCAGAAGCCUGAACGAAAACCUCCAGAGCAUUUUCAAAACCCAGCAGAAGUCAAGGCAGGAGCUUCACUCCAUACACUCCCAGAUGUUUGAGUCCCUGUAUCAGAAGUGGCUGGGCGAUGUGGUGAGAGCAAGGGAGCAAGAAGAACGCCUCAAUCUUAUAGCUCAGCAGCAGGUGAAGGUGUUGCAGAAAGCUGUAGAGGAUCAUGAAACCAAGAUGGAGAACGCUAAAGAUAUGUGUGACACAUUUUUGAAGGUCUGGUAG
Phodopus roborovskii (desert hamster) is the source of this 537-nucleotide messenger RNA. Its product is annotated as X-linked lymphocyte-regulated protein 5C-like. Gene Ontology annotation, biological process: spermatid development; meiotic cell cycle. The transcript is spliced from 6 exons. NCBI's taxonomy places the organism in Eukaryota, Metazoa, Chordata, Mammalia, Rodentia, Cricetidae. The record is from RefSeq and is a predicted model, not a curated record. Bases 1 to 537 code for a protein of 178 amino acids. Gene Ontology annotation, cellular component: synaptonemal complex.